This is a messenger RNA of Sycon ciliatum, 4339 nucleotides long. RefSeq lists its product as uncharacterized. The transcript is spliced from 15 exons. Lineage: Eukaryota; Metazoa; Porifera; Calcarea; Leucosolenida; Sycettidae. The record is from RefSeq and is a predicted model, not a curated record. Bases 377 to 2935 code for a protein of 852 amino acids.
UCCAAAGCUGCUUCGUCAAUCACACGGCCGGGGAUAGGCAGGCUCCUCUCCGUACCGCUACGGCAAAGAACGUGAGGCGAGUCGACGAAGAGGACAGCUGACACAUGGCUGUCACAAUUCGCUCUCCUCGACAUGAUGGCAUCAGCUGCUGUGCCCGCUACUACACUCUACAGCCAGUACAGGCGUGUUCGACCUUCGCUGGGUCGCCCCUCCGAGCAAAGCCUCCUCCUAAAGAGUUACAAAUGAAAGAGUCCUGACGGGCGAGAUGCUUGCGGAAGAAAUCCUUCUCGCCCUCUCGACAAACCGAACACCGGGGCAGAGCAGACGUCGCUGAGUGCAGGGAGGAGGAGAGGCAGUGCUUGUUCCCUGCACCACCAUGGCGAGUGUUGGCAGUGGAUUCGACCUACCACUACGCACUUUAUGUGUUACGGCGGUUCUGACGCUCUUCAUUGGCUACGUCCAUUGUCAAACAUCCGCCGGACCUACCUUAUCAUCAUCAUCAUGCAGUGAGGACCUGGGUAUUGCCAGUGGGCUGUUGUCGUCACAGUACUUCACUGCUUCGUCCAGCUACAGUGACCAGUACGUUGGUGCCACGUAUACGUAUCAGCCGGGAGAUGCACGUGCUGGCAAGAUGAGGGGCUACGGUGGUUGGGCGCCCGUAACCAACAGCUUGGAGGAAUACCUGCAGAUAGACUAUGGCACUGAGGUCUCCAUCACGUCCAUGGCCAUACACGGCUUCAAGUCCAUGCACGAAAGCAAGGGACGAUACGUCACGUCGUUCAAUAUCUAUAUCGGCACCGGCAACGGAGUAUUUACAAGUGUGGCACCAUCCUUCAACCUGACGUCUUUCAGCGGCAACACGGACAGUUCGAGUGCACACAAACACACCUUCAGCCCGCCACUUAAAGCUACCGUCAUUCGGUUGUCCAACUUCACAACAGCAACAAGUGUUUUGCCGGGAUUGAAGAUAGGCUUUCGAGGAUGCAACCCUCCGCCCGUGUUUGCAGACUUGCAGGCAUGCGACACGGCCCUGGGCGUGAGCAGCGGCGUUGUCAACAACUCUCUGAUCACGGCUAGCAGCGUGUACUCGCUCAGUUACGCCGCCUACUAUGCACGCCUGUACAAGUCCUUCGGGAACGGCGGCUUCUGCGCCUCAAACGGCUUCACUGCCAGUGACUACCUUCAAGUGGACCUAGGGCAGGUGAGGCUGGUGUCGGCCAUAGCGUCGCAGGGAAUCGAAGACUCGUUCCUGACGAGCCCCUACUACACUUCUCGCUACUCCGUCAGGUACGGUCUGGUUCCAGGCGGCGUGAACCUGACCGAGUUGAAGAAAAGCGGGCAAGCUGUGACGCAUGUGUUCAGUGGCAACACCGACAAAAACACGGUUGUCAAGCAGUACUUUGCCGCGCCAAUACGGGCACGCUUCAUCCGAAUGUUCGACUUCAGCCCGCGCAGCACGCACAGCGACCCGUGCAUGCGUAUCGAGAUCUACGGCUGCAUGGCGCCGAAACUGACCACGCCGACACCGUCGCCGAGCACAGCGGCCAGCACCGCUACUGAGCCUGGCGCUGAUAUCACCACGGUGACGAAGACGAUGACUGGGACAGUCCCGCCGAUGGGCACGGAUGCGACCAAAGCUACCGCUCCAGCCGUGCAUCAAGUUAGUGUUGCAACCGAUGCUCAAGUUGGCACAGAUAGCGGAGGGAACCCACUCACUUCUGCAUCGUCCACUGUCUCCACGUCAACGGAAGAGGGCACAGAGGACAGCAGCAGCAUUGUAGCACUCGGUGCUGGAAUAGGCGCCGGUGUAGCUUGCAUCCUGAUCAUCAUGUUCGUAGUCCUGUUCAUAAAAUACGGACGGCGUGGCAGGAAGGACAUUCCCGAUGGUGGCAGGGGGUCUUCCAAAGACGGACUUAGCACCAGUGAUUCGUCCAAGGCCAAUCUCAUGCAUUACAGUUCAUCAACUGAGACACACAUGGAACCGAGUGCAAGGUCAUCUCUGCCUACUGGUAGAGUCAGUGAGUCAGUCAUCUACCACGCACCCAGGGAGACAGGACCAGAGACGAGAAAGUCCGCUGUCAGUGUCCUGUACAAACAGCCUGUCCAAAGUGAAGCAGUGCGUUACACAGACAUCAAAGAAACUGGACCCAGUGCUACCGUAGCUAACGGAGACAACCAGUACGCCAGACUCAGUGCGGAUAUGCCCGUUAUUCCUUCUGCAGUGCGGACCUUGGAGAAUUCCACUGGCGGAUACAACGAUUCCGACGGAUUUGACCAGUUGCCGGCCUACUCCAGCCUGCACAUCUAUGCCAAUCCUGCUGACCGGCAACAACAGACAAGCUGUGCACAGACGGCAGCCCUGGACACCGCCACCACCGCUGCCACUACUACUGCUACUCACAAUGGUACAGCAGUGCACGGUAACAGUGGUCGGAACAGCUUGGCCACGGCCGGAGAGAGCAUGAACCCAGCGUACACAGUUCAUGAUAUCGAUCAGAAAACCGACGGCAGCGCUACCGCAGACGGGCAUUAUGAUAGCACUAAUCAUGCACCGUUGCAGCCAGCCGUGGCGUCCAACGCAAUCGGCGGCGACUCUCCUCAAGGCCGCUACAGUCACCUGAGGCACUCGGUGAACUCCAGUACCAAGGCCGGAGGCGAUAAGGAGCCCGCCAACCCACAAGAUGUCUACUCUCACCUUCACGAGCAGCCCAAAGAGUCCACCAAUCAGUAUGACUCGCCCAAGGGGGCCGCCAAUGCGUACGCGUCGCCCAAGCCGACUAGCGCAGCGUGCGCCGACAACGGAGAAGGCACGUACAACACCUUGCAACGAGCGGAUGGCGCGUAUGAUAACCUGGAGCUGAAAAAGGACAAUGUCUACAGCACACUGCAGCAGCAGUCCAGUGCGGACGACACGGCUGUCACUACUUCACCGUGAUGAAGAUGCCCUGUGGAGUAUUAAUAGUCUGCAAUCCAUUGUUAAAGCAUACGGGCCAGGAGUGUGGAUACAGCCGCUCACUAUGACCUCACCUUGCGCAAUGCGUGGGCACCAGGUUUCCGCCUUGAUUGUGAUCCCACUUGCUGCCUGGUGAUGGCCCUGUGCUGUGUUAUGCUGCUGUGCUGGCACUGGCGUCUCAGAGAUCCUGCAACUACGGCGCAUUGCCGAGCAUUGGCAUGCCUUACCAUGCGUCUCUUCCACUCACCAGGAGCCCCUGUCCAUGCACACCGUAGACUGAUUCUCUGGACGGGCGGCCGGGCACCACUGGACCAUGAUGGUGGAUUUCCACAGGCUUAAAGACCUGCAGAGUAUGUAUUGAUGCAGACUCACCCUCACCCACCCACACACGCGCAUGCACCCCCCCCCCCCCCCACACACACACGUGGGCGAAAGUCAAAACAAAAAAUCCUAAUUCCUCAAACAUACUCAAAGCCAGCGGAUCACGCUGACCCGACAAUAAAAUAAUUAAUGUUACCUGACCUUAUCGGUCCUGUACUUCAGAGAAGCUCCAUAGACCGUGUAGAAAGUACCCCAGGCUGCAUGCACCAUGUCAGUGCAUCCAAUAAUCAUUAUAAUGUUCUACGGAGGGUCUAGCGUCCCUUCUAAUCUUGCCCCUCCCCUCAGCCCGCCCCCCCCCCCCCUCCCCCAGUCAGCCAAUUGAAGGUACUAGCUUGUACACAUAAGCUGACUGUCGUUUCGGCCGCCAUAGCGGUCACCGGUUAUCAGUAAUUUAGUAUCCAUGUUAGUACCUUGUUAGACUGCUUUCGAAAGCUUGAGAGUAUGAUAUUCCUCUUUAUAGAUAGUGCCAUGCAGUGUUCAUAAAAGCUGAUAUUGAAUCAUUGCCGCGAUAGAUCAGUUUUAGAAAUUUGUCUUCUUUCAACGUGUGUUGUACUUAGCAUGGUUUCUUCGAGUUCAUGCGCGGAGCUCUUGAGAUUAAAUUUCGGAUCAGGGAGUAAUACUGGUAUUAAACUUCUCCCUGCGUUGGCCAACACAACCACUGCAGAAAGGCAAUGCACUGAUGUUGCAGUGACGACUCUAGCCUUGUUAGCUACAACUGCAGUCUCAUCCGAUAACCUCAGUUUUUUUGGUACACGUCGCAUUAUGUAUUCCAUGAAUGGUUCUCAAUUUUCAAUGCCCAUGUUCAGCUGCAUGCCAUCCAGGGCAGUGUGCACCCAGGGCUGCUCGGCACUAGCUGUUGACCUGGGUAGCUACUCUCGCGCUCUCGUUCAUCCAUUGCCAUAGCUACCCAGGCACUUCAUAACCUUGUGCUCUUCAACUUUCUCUUUCUCUCCCAUCAUCUGGAGUCCUUCGUGCAACCUUGCAAUAAGAACCUUGUCGAUCCGA